UUUGACGAUGAAGUUAAAGUAAAGAUGAGCGGCAGAGGUAAAACCGGCGGUAAGUCGAGAGCCAAGGCCAAGACUCGAUCAUCGCGAGCCGGACUUCAGUUCCCCGUCGGCCGUGUUCACAGGCUUCUUCGUAAAGGGAACUACGCUCAGCGGGUCGGUGCCGGUGCUCCUGUGUAUUUGGCCGCUGUGCUCGAGUACCUGACCGCUGAGAUUCUCGAGUUGGCUGGAAACGCUGCCCGGGACAACAAGAAGACUCGCAUCAUUCCCCGUCAUCUCCAGCUGGCGGUGCGUAACGACGAGGAGCUGAACAAACUUAUGGGUCGAGUGACCAUCGCUCAGGGUGGAGUGUUGCCUAAUAUUCAGGCUGUGCUGCUGCCCAAGAAGACCGAGAAACCCGCCAAAACCAAGUGAACGGAUCCGUGUUUAUUUCCAUGAGACACAAAGGCUCUUUUAAGAGCCACCCACUUACUCUACUGGAGCGAUUUUCUUUAGUUUUACACAAUUAACUGGUUGUGUGUGUUCGUCAUUGAUUAUAAACCCCGUGAACGGUUUAAAUGACUCAAACGGUGCUAAGCCGUGUACACUCGAACACUACUGGAUAGCCAGAUUGAUCACAGACAUAAAUGAAGUGAAUACACCAAACCAAUGUAUAUAUCCUGUGAACCGUUCCCUAUAUAAAGAUCUGCACAUUCAUCUAACAAUUGUUUCGCGCACUCGAUCUGCUCGUGCACGUGUUAAACUCUCGGAUAGUUGACUGGGUGCAUCUGCAGACAUAUAAAUCGUUUUUUUAAUGUUCAUUAAUACCAUGUCGUGUUAUACAAAGUGUGUGUUAAAUACAUAAAGAAUUUCGAGCGGGAAACAAACGGCUGCUGCGCAUGCUUGAAACAAGAAACGCUCGUCUAUUGGCUCAGACCUCAUUAAAUAGCCAAUCACAUCUCGUACGUCAUCGCCACACUGAGCGCAUGCCCGUGCUGGGUUUAAAAGAACAGCCG
Triplophysa rosa is the source of this 992-nucleotide messenger RNA. Its product is annotated as histone H2A-like. The coding region runs from base 25 to 411 and encodes 128 amino acids. The record is from RefSeq and is a predicted model, not a curated record. Lineage: Eukaryota; Metazoa; Chordata; Actinopteri; Cypriniformes; Nemacheilidae. Gene Ontology annotation, molecular function: DNA binding; protein heterodimerization activity; structural constituent of chromatin. The transcript has a single exon. Gene Ontology annotation, cellular component: nucleosome.